Molecule: messenger RNA, 562 nt
Organism: Peromyscus californicus insignis
Lineage: Eukaryota; Metazoa; Chordata; Mammalia; Rodentia; Cricetidae
Product: 60S ribosomal protein L9-like
Exons: 1
Coding region: 49-393 (114 amino acids)
Biological process (GO): cytoplasmic translation
Cellular component (GO): cytosolic large ribosomal subunit; ribosome
Molecular function (GO): structural constituent of ribosome; rRNA binding
Source: RefSeq, a predicted model, not a curated record
CAAUAUAAGAACACACGCUCUGCCCUUUUUGCCCCAACUACUGGGAGAAUGAAGACCAUUCUCAGCAUUCAGACUGUGGACAUUCCAGAAAAUGUGAACAUCACUCCGAAGGGGUGCACAGCCAUUGUGAAGAGCCCCAGAGGAACCCUCUGGAGGGACUUAAAGCACAUCAAUAUAGAGCCGAGUCUCCUUGGGAAGAAGAAGAAGAGGCUCCGGGUUGACAAAUGGUGGGGUAACAGAAAGGAGCUGGCCACUGUCCACACCAUCUGCAGUCACGUUCAGAACAUGAUCAAGGGUGUUACACUGGGCUUCUCCUACCGGAUGAGGGCUGUGUGUGCUCACUUUCCCAUCAAUGCCGUUACUCAGGAGAAUGGGUCUUUGGUUGAAGUCUGAAACUUCAUGGGUGAAAAAUACAUCCGCAGGGUUCGGAUGCAGACAAGCAUUGCUUGUUCUGUCUCUCAAGCCCAGAAGGAUGAAUUAAUCCUUGAAGGGAAUGAUAUUGAACUUGUUUCAAAUUCAGCGACUCUGAUUCAGCAAGCCACAACAGCUAAAAACAAGGAUA